This is a messenger RNA of Eremomyces bilateralis CBS 781.70, 850 nucleotides long. RefSeq lists its product as uncharacterized. The transcript is spliced from 2 exons. Gene Ontology annotation, cellular component: mitochondrion. Lineage: Eukaryota; Fungi; Ascomycota; Dothideomycetes; Eremomycetales; Eremomycetaceae. The coding region runs from base 151 to 744 and encodes 197 amino acids. The record is from RefSeq and is a predicted model, not a curated record.
UGAGACCCAUAUUCCUUGUUGAUUUGACGACCUCUCUUCCCUCUUGAAAGUCAGCAUCAGACAUCCGGUCCAGGCUGUAGAGCUAAAUGCCAUCCAACUUUUGUAAUCAUGGUGAAAUUGAAUAUAUAUUCCUAACAAUAAGCUACCGCUAUGAAGCCCAAACCAUGGCUGAAUGGCAACGUUUGGGCUCGGAAUAAUCCGUUCAAACAUCGCCUUCUAUCAACGUCGCGCGUCCGCUUUCAACCCGAACCAUCGAGAGCUCCAAAUACCCGAAUUGCUAGAAUUGCGGAUCGCCUACCACCGCGACUCCGACGAUACGUCUCCCCGCUGCUCAACGCCCCCGUAUCGCACGUCACGUCGUUCCUCAUCCUGCACGAGCUGACCGCCAUUCUUCCACUCAUUGGACUUACUUCUGCGUUCCAUUACCUAGGAUGGAUACCGGAAGUGUCGGGGCCGAUGGCCGAGUGGGUUAAUCAAGGCACGGAGCGGUUUCGGAAGUAUUUUGCGAGGAAGGGGUGGUUUGGAUUGGGUGGGGAGGGCUAUUCGGAGGUGGAUUUGUCUAAUGGGACUACGGACGAGGCGGAGUUGUCGAAGGGGUAUGGAGGGAAGGUUGUCCUAGAGGUGGCUACGGCGUAUGCGAUUACGAAAGUCCUGUUACCAGCGCGGUUGGCUCUGAGCGUAUCGGCAACACCAUGGUUUGCACGUCUGUUUGUGCUGCCUAUAAUUCAAAUCUUCAAGCGGUAACAGAAAAUGUGGAACAGUCGUCACUUCAAAGAGAUGGCCAAUUUAUACACAUACUUAACCUAUAACAUAGAUAGCCCACCGCUAAUCUUGGCCAGUCCGCCGUUCU